Messenger RNA from Diaporthe batatas, 1233 nucleotides. RefSeq lists its product as uncharacterized. Gene Ontology annotation, molecular function: glutathione peroxidase activity; glutathione transferase activity. The transcript has 5 exons. Bases 655 to 1233 code for a protein of 192 amino acids. Gene Ontology annotation, cellular component: endoplasmic reticulum; membrane; nuclear envelope. Lineage: Eukaryota; Fungi; Ascomycota; Sordariomycetes; Diaporthales; Diaporthaceae. The record is from RefSeq and is a predicted model, not a curated record.
CCAACCACCAUCCUGACGAUGCAAAAAUGAACCAAGACAGCCAUCUCUUGCUGCAAGCCCUUCCAUCAAGAUGAGGCCCCCGAGUCAACAGAAACGGGGUCCCUGACCUCGAACCCCGUCGCGGCAAACCCCGCCUAAACCCCGUCGGCACUCGGUGCCACUCACACAGGCUGGCUCACAUCAGCCAAGGGGUGCCAACGAGAGGUACCACAAAACCGGGCAGAUUUGCACGAGUCGUCCCCCGGAGACUUUGUCAGCCUGGAGGGGCGGCCCAAGCUCUCUGCUACCUGUCCACCGCGAGGGCGAACCUGGCUUUUCCUUGCGGAGCUGCGGAGCUCGCAACCGGGCGAAACACCUGCCCGAGACGGGUCCAAACGCCCGCCGCCAGGGGUUUCGUCUCCCCAUGGUGCGUGGAAAGAGGUGGAAGGCGGCACCCUGGGGUUUACAGCGGCGCCGAUUGUGAAUUAUGUCAUCCGUCCCGCUCGGCUGGACAUCAUCCCUUGGGACAGAAGACUACUUUUAACCGGCGAGAAGAAAUAAAAGCCUGGUUGUUUAAGCAUAAUCUUUUGCUUUUUUUUUAAUCAUCCUCCGUCCUCGCCUCGGGAAGCAAAGCCUCAGAAACUUUAAUCCAAGUGAACGUCUGCCAAAGCAAAAAUGGUCCUGCUCGAGAUCUCCAACGACUACGGAUACGUCCUCCUCGCCGCGGCGUCGACCGUCUUCGUCAACAUCUGGCACGGCGUCCAGACCACCAAGGCCAGGAAGGCCAGUGGCAUCGGGUACCCCAACACGUACGCGACGGCCGAGCAGGCGGAGAAGAACCCUGCCGCGUUCCAGCUGAACUGCGGUGAGUCCCCAGCACCAUCAAUCACCACCACCGGCGAGAGGCCAGGGGGCGAUUAUGGAUCUAUCCAUCCAUCCCUGCCUCCUCGGGGCCACAGCCUUGCUGACCAGCCGGCCGCCGUGGACAAACAAACAGCCCAGCGCGCCCACGCCAACUUCACCGAGAACCUGACGCCCUACCUGACCUCGAUGCUCAUCGCCGGCACGCGGUUCCCCGUCCCGGCCGCCGUCAUGGGGGCCGGCUGGCUCGUGUCGCGCGUCGUGUAUACCAUCGGCUACACAAGCGGCGGUCCUCAGGGGCGGGUGACUGGUGCUCUGGGACACUACCUGUUUGGCCUGGGCCUCGUGCUUACUGCGUGCUACAACGGCGUGCAGAUGAUCAGGGGGGUCUGA